Molecule: messenger RNA, 852 nt
Organism: Heterobilharzia americana
Lineage: Eukaryota; Metazoa; Platyhelminthes; Trematoda; Strigeidida; Schistosomatidae
Source: the annotation of a GenBank genome assembly
GAAAGAUCUGGAAUUGGAACCGUUUGACAUUCGGGGUAAUUCGCUUCAUAGCGUUACUGUUGUUUUUGGUGCACAUGUUUGUACUUACCUCAAAAACGAUUCUGAAAACAGAUGGAUUCUGACUGUGGGUGUGAUUAAUAGGCCAACAGUAGCUGAAAUCUUCACAGUUUUAUGACUGAGCCGAAAGGACGUCCAAGUACUUCUUUGUUUCGCUUGUUGAACUUUGAGCUUUUCAUCAAACCACUGCUUUUAGCGGUUGCCGGUCUCAAGAACUUUCAACUGAUAGAGACCAUCCUGUUCGUCAGAAGUCUAACUGGGACUGAGUUUCAACAUGCCGCUUUACAACAAUGUCCUCUAUAUCCCUCCUAUCGAUCCCCUACAAUUACAGAUUUCAACUCUAGUAUUUCUCAGUUUAGCGAUGACAGAAUAACAGUAGCAGAAGUUGAAGAUCGUUUUGGAGAAUUUGAAUCACAACUUGCUAAGUUUUGUCAAUGCACUCUGCCAAAUGAUGUUCACAGUCAGUGUUUUAUGUCUGGAACUGGAAAUUAUUCCCAUCCCGUAACGGAAAGAUAUUUACGUCGUACUGUGGAUGAACAACUAAGAGAUCUCAGUCUUGAAGGUGAACACAACCGGACACGGAUUGAUCGUGAUCCUCAAAACAGUAACUUUGACAGAAACUCAAUUUCUAUUCUACACCGACGUGGUAGAUUUGAUUCACGUAGAGCUCAGGAUUCUGUAACACUAUCGUCAAGCGGUUUAGCGGAGGCGGAAAGCAGUGACAACUUUCUUGUGGAUGAAGAAGAGGCUGAGGCUACAGUCGCCACUGAGGAAGAACUUGAUGGCACUGAAUAA